Tribolium madens (black flour beetle) is the source of this 1746-nucleotide messenger RNA. RefSeq names its product tyramine beta-hydroxylase (gene Tbh). Gene Ontology annotation, cellular component: secretory granule membrane. The record is from RefSeq and is a predicted model, not a curated record. Bases 1 to 1716 code for a protein of 571 amino acids. The transcript is spliced from 6 exons. Gene Ontology annotation, molecular function: dopamine beta-monooxygenase activity; copper ion binding. Gene Ontology annotation, biological process: octopamine biosynthetic process; norepinephrine biosynthetic process; dopamine catabolic process. Lineage: Eukaryota; Metazoa; Arthropoda; Insecta; Coleoptera; Tenebrionidae.
AUGCGCUUUCUUGUCGCUAUAAUCCUGACGUGUUUGAGGGGUUCCCAAUCCGGCGAAAUUUUCCACGUCCCUUUGAACGGCGAUGGUUCAAUUUCCCUCAACUGGCUCCUGGAUUAUCCCAGCCAAAGCGUCACUUUCGAGGUCCACAUCCCGGGGGAUUUCGGGUGGUUCGCGAUCGGUUUUUCCGACCGAGGGGGGCAUUUCCCGGCCGAUUAUUGCCUUUUGUGGAAAAACAUAAAAAAGAAAAUCCAGUUUGAGGACACGUGGGCUGAUACUAGAGGAAUCAUCCGGGGGGACAAGCACCAAGACUGUCAAAAUUUCAAAAUUCGACGCAGCAAAAAUGUCACUAAAUUCGCGUUUCGGAGGAAAUUCGACACUUGCGAUUUCGAGGAUUACGUCAUCGAGGAUGGGACAACCCAUAUUGUGUGGGCACGGGGUGCUAACCCUUUGUAUAAACUCGCAGGGUUGAAUAUAAGCUCCCCUGAGAAGGAACAAGGGAUGGUGAGGGUGCAACUGUUGAAAAAUACCAACGUGGAGGCGAUUUUGCCUAACUAUGUCCAAACUUUGGAUGUUUUUGCCCAUGAAGUGAAGGUUCCGGAACAGGAAACGACUUAUUGGUGCCAUGUCCACAAGCUGGGUGAGGAGUUUUUGAGGAAACACCAUGUGUACAGGUAUGAAGCCCAUAUUUCCAGUAGCAGUGAGGGUUUGGUGCACCACAUGGAAGUGUUUCAUUGUGUGGCGCCCCCUGACCAACAAAUUCCCCUAUAUGUUGGAAACUGUUUCGCUGAAGAGAGGCCCAAAGAGACCCAAGUGUGUAAAAGGGUCUUGGCGGCGUGGGCCAUGGGGGCACCGCCUUUCACAUAUCCAGAGGAGGCUGGGCUGCCCCUCGGCGGCCCGGAGUUCAGCCCCUACGUCAUGCUCGAAGUCCACUACAACAACCCGGAGCACAGAACCGGACUUGUGGACAGUUCCGGGAUCCGGUUUCACGUCUCCUCCCGACUCAAAAAAAUGGACGCUGGGGUUAUCGAAUUGGGGUUGGAGUAUACCGACAAAAUGGCGAUUCCCCCAAAUCAGGAGGCGUUUCCUUUGACCGGAUAUUGCGUCAGCGAAUGUACCGCUGUGAGUUUGCCACCAGAGGGCAUCACGAUUUUCGGUUCGCAACUUCACACUCACUUGACAGGGAUUAAGGUGUAUACAAGGCAUAUCAGGGAUGGGAUUGAACUGAGGGAAUUGAACCGGGAUGAUCACUACAGUACGCAUUUUCAGGAAAUUCGCAGGCUGAAAAAACCGGUCAAGGUUUUACCGGGUGAUGCUUUGGUAACUCGUUGUUAUUAUAAUACAGAAGAUCGGGAAAAUAUCACACUUGGGGGGUUUAGUAUUACGGAUGAAAUGUGUGUUAAUUAUAUUCAUUAUUUCCCUUCCACGCAAUUGGAGGUUUGUAAAAGCGCUAUUAGUGACCAGGCUUUGAGUACCUACUUCAACUACAUGAAAGAGUGGGAGGGGCAAAAAAUUUCGCCCCACAAUGGAAUUUCAGACAACUACAAAUCGAUCAAAUGGAACAAAAUGCGUGUGCAAUUAUUGACCGAUGUGUACCAUGAAGCCCCCUUGAGCAUGCAGUGCAACAUGUCAAGUGGUGACAGAUUCCCGGGAUAUUGGGAAAACACGCCCAUUACUCCCAUCUUAACCCCCCUACCCCCACCCCCACGAACAUGUUAAAAAAAAACAAAAAUAUGAGAAAUAAUUUAU